Molecule: messenger RNA, 909 nt
Organism: Oncorhynchus gorbuscha (pink salmon)
Lineage: Eukaryota; Metazoa; Chordata; Actinopteri; Salmoniformes; Salmonidae
Exons: 2
Source: RefSeq, a predicted model, not a curated record
GCUGCCUUCGAUACUGUGAACCAUCAGAUCCUCCUCUCCACCCUCUCCGAGUUGGGCAUCUCCGGCGCGGCCCACGCUUGGAUUGCGUCCUACCUGACAGGUCGCUCCUACCAGGUAGCGAAUCGCAUCUCUGCAUGUCUGGCAGACAUAUCAGUGUGGAUGACGGAUCACCACCUCAAGCUGAACCUCGGCAAGACGGAGCUGCUCUUCCUCCCGGGGAAGGACUGCCCGUUCCAUGAUCUCGCCAUCACGGUUGACAACUCCAUUGUGUCCUCCUCCCAGAGCGCUAAGAACCUUGGUGUGAUCCUGGACAACACCCUGUCGUUCUCAACCAACAUCAAGGCGGUGGCCCGUUCCUGCAGGUUCAUGCUCUACAACAUCCGCAGAGUACGACCCUGCCUCACACAGGAAGCGAGGCAGGUCCUAAUCCAGGCACUUGUCAUCUCCCGUCUGGAUUACUGCAACUCGCUGUUGGCUGGGCUCCCUGCCUGUGCCAUUAAACCCCUUCAACUCAUCCAGAACGCCGCAGCCCGUCUGGUGUUCAACCUUCCCAAGUUCUCUCACGUCACCCCGCUCCUCCGUUCUCUCCACUGGCUUCCAGUUGAAGCUCGCAUCCGCUACAAGACCAUGGUGCUUGCCUACGGAGCUGUGAGGGGAACGGCACCUCAGUACCUCCAGGCUCUGAUCAGGCCCUACACCCAAACAAGGGCACUGCGUUCAUCCACCUCUGGCCUGCUCGCCUCCCUACCACUGAGGAAGUACAGCUCCCGCUCAGCCCAGUCAAAACUGUUCGCUGCUCUGGCCCCCCAAUGGUGGCACAAACUCCCUCACGACGCCAGGACAGCGGAGUCAAUCACCACCUUCCGGAGACACCUGAAACCCCACCUCUUUAAGGAAUACCUAGGAUAG